AUGAUUUCGAACCUAGGGUGAGCAGGAACAUCUUAAGAUUCUGAUCGUUUGGUUUGACACCUCAUUACCUCGGAUCGCAGAAAGGCGACGAAUCACACCAUUCGUCGCAGGUACAACCCCGCAAGCCCCAGAAAUGGACGCUGCGGCGCAACAAGCCGGCCUUCAAAGCCUCUUGUCUCUGGUCGACGAAAUACUCCUCUGCGUAAUCGAACAGAUCGAUUCCAGCCAAAGCCUGCGCUGCCUCGCCGCAACUUGUUCCAAGCUCCAAGGUCUUACAGAACCCUUUAUCUGGCGAAAGCUCCUCGUCACUCAGGGCAAACAUGCCUACAAUAUAGCCCAGGCCUUAACAUCUAGAGAGAAACGGUUGUCAUAUGUCCAAGAUCUCUCCAUAUGUUAUGUUCAAGAGCAUGAGACGGGAAUUGAAUACCUAAACGCCCCUCUGUAUCGAAUGGAUAAGCUCCGUCACCUAACAGUAGAGUCACCCUGCCCGAACAAUAACCCUUGGAGAGGAAAUGAAGUAUCAUUCAUUAAUUACUGCCGGAUCGACUAUACAGCCUUGAUAAAGGCCUCUGGGAAUCCUCGGAAACCACUUCCAGUUCUUCCCAUGUUGCAGUCGAUGACACUGCACGGCCACGGACGUGGAGACACUAGGUUCAAGUUUGGUCUAAAUGCGUUGAUUUUUCUUCAUCCGACCUUGCGACGCCUUGCUAUUUCGUGUUCCAAUUUCGAAUCAAACUUUUCCAUGGCCGACAUACCCCCAAACAAGCUCAAGUCCACGCCUCUUCAAUCAUUGACAUUCAUCGAAUGUAAUAUCUACCUCGAUCUUCUAGAAGUUGUUUUAAGCUUGCCUCGUGCUCUCAAGGAGCUCUCGAUCGGCGAGCGACUGUACGUCUUCGUGCUUUGCUCUCCUUCAGGUGCUCCCAGAACAACAGACACUCGGUUCCUGGAUAUCCUACAGAAGCAAGCCGAUUCACUCGAGCGACUCACUCAUAUUGGUGGCACUAGGUGCUCUCUUUUUGAGUACGACAGUAGAGGAAGCGCUAAAUUACGCAAUCUCAGGAACCUCCAGCAUCUAGAACUCGGGUUAGAAUCACAUCUGUGCAAGUACCUAGACCAACAUGGCUGUCCAGAUUCCCUCAAAACGCUCAAGCUCUCAGAUCAAUCUUGGACUUGUGCAAGAGACAGCUCCUACAGCCAGCAUUUCACUCGGGUCAUGCGAAACGCCCGACUCCUGGUCCAAAAAACGUCAAAAGCGUUUGAAUUGGACAUAUGCGCGGCGCACAAUUCCCUCACCCAUUGCUGUCCCUUGGACAGAAUCCCAACACUUUGGAGGCUCCAUGCCUUCCGGAAACCCGUUUAUGAAAUUGGAGCAGUGCUCAAAGCCCGGGGUUCCCGAUUCCGCAUCUUCGGGCAGACAUUCAGAGACCAGGUUACCUACAUUCCUCCGUACUUGCACGGAGAAGAUAGACCCAUAGAAGUGUUGAUGUACGACUCUAAUGAAGUUUGGAUAUUCAAUGGCAGGAACUUCCAGAUUGUGGAUGAUGAGACUUUGGGCAAAACUGACCACUUAGAUAACGAGGCAUUACAGCUGCCUGUCGCUUUUUCGGACGAAGACUUUGAGUCUGCAAUUGCGGAAGCUAUUGCUGAGCUUCAUUCAGGUGUAGGAUAUGCUCUACAGGGUUGAUUCGGGGAAGAAUGUGGGUCGAAGCAGUACUUGCUUAAGGGAAGAUGAUCUAGUCAGGAUACGGGAUGG
Molecule: messenger RNA, 1753 nt
Organism: Lindgomyces ingoldianus
Lineage: Eukaryota; Fungi; Ascomycota; Dothideomycetes; Pleosporales; Lindgomycetaceae
Exons: 2
Coding region: 134-1684 (516 amino acids)
Source: RefSeq, a predicted model, not a curated record